Molecule: messenger RNA, 10201 nt
Organism: Mauremys mutica (yellowpond turtle)
Lineage: Eukaryota; Metazoa; Chordata; Testudines; Geoemydidae
Gene: DGKZ
Product: diacylglycerol kinase zeta
Exons: 32
Coding region: 3067-6645 (1192 amino acids)
Biological process (GO): diacylglycerol metabolic process; lipid phosphorylation; intracellular signal transduction
Cellular component (GO): nucleus
Molecular function (GO): protein binding; ATP-dependent diacylglycerol kinase activity
Source: RefSeq, a predicted model, not a curated record
CACUGGUAACUGUCAGUGUGGACAGACUGCAGCGCUUUCCCUACUUAGCUGUACGAAGACAGGUUUAACUCCCAGCGCUGUACAGCUGCAAGUGUAGCCAUGCCCUUAGAGAGAAGUUGAGGCUUUGAUGGUUAGGGCAUGUGAAAAAAAGAUCGGACGAAUAUAUAGGAAACAGGAUGUUAAACUUAGAAGUGGAGGGUAAGGGAAGGGUUGGAAAACCCAAACCUAGGAGGAUGCAUGUCAUACAAAAGGAUUUCAUUAGCUGCAGCCUAGCCAAGAAACUUCAAGACAAUGGAAUAGAGAAGAAGGACUCAAAGAGCCGACCCUAUAUAGCUGGAAUUAAGGCUAGAAGAAAUGGAUGGAGGCUGAGGACACGUGGCUGGAAACUGAAGCUUGGAGAGGCAGAAGAGAAUUGCUAGCUGGAGAAUAGGAGUGUGGAUCUGGUCAAAUAACAUCGCCUCCAUUUACAAAUGUGCCCAUCAGGCCAGUGCUGAAGCCUUCUCCAUCUGCUGCUCAAAGCUUUUCUCCUGCAGCUGCAGUAUCUUGGCAACCUGACAGCACUGGGCAGAGAGCUUGAGAGUCAUUUAAAGCUCUCUCCAGCUGAAGAGUGAGGGUUUGAGCAGAGCAGAUAUGAUUAUUUCCCCAGCCCUGCUCCAAGUCUCUUAACCAGUCUCUAUUCUCCAAGUGCUAGGCAGGCACCUUCCGCCCUACAUUUACUGUUAGUUUCUACUUGUAAACUCUGAGUGCUAAGAUCUGAUAUGUCUAGAAUUCUGUAAUGUCUGAAAUGUCAGCACUUAAAAUUUACGAGUAGAAAACUUGAUGGGGUGGCAGGAGAGGGAGGAAAUUGAGUAACAGAGGGUAGUGGGCAAAGAGGGGAUCUUCCCAAGAUCUCCCAGAGGGGAGCUAUCGUCAUGCACCCUUGGGUCAUGCACAGGAAGGGAGCUGUUCUCCUGCAGACUGUGGGAAAUCCAGCAGGAAUCACUGUGUAACUGGAGUAGGGAGCUCCCAGAUACCUGCAUUGAAAGCAUCCUGUGCCAUGCUCCAUCUUGCUCAGCAUAUUACCUCAUCCUCAAGUGAGAAUGUAGGCGAAUGUCAGUUUGGGUUAAAGGGAAUCGCCUCUCAGCAGUGCUAAGUCCAGCGGUUACACCUGGCUUUAAAAAAUGUCAGUUCCGUUUUUUACCUAAAGUUCUCUGCAGAGCAAUGGUUCUAGGAACGGGCUGUAAACUCAGUGCUGUCAGGGCAUUUGCAUUUAAACAAUGAGAUCCUUCAGCUUCCUCCAGUGCUGGGAACCAGGAGAUCAUAGCAGCCUGGGCUAGUCCCUGAGACAUAGAAAGGGAAAACUAGAGUACAAGAGAAGGAGCCUCAGGAGCCAGCUCCCAUGGUGAUGGAGGUGGGAUACAGAGGGAACUAGCAGCGGAGAGUAACCCUGCCCAGCUCAGCAUGCUGGGAAAGGCACAGAAACCGCCUCAGUGGGGACAAGUGCAUUAGGUCUAAAUGUUUGCUUGGUCCCUAACCCAAGGGGCAAGUGGUGUUUCGUGGCUGCAUCUCUUUAAGGCCAUGCCUACACUGCAGGUGCUACAGCAGCACAACUGUGGUGCUGUACCUUCGUUGCUGUAGUGCCAUAGUGUAGACACUUCUCAGAGCAACUGAAGGGGUCGUUCUGGCACUGUAGGUAAUCCACCUCCUUGAGUGGCGGUGGCUAGGGCCACAGAAGCAUUCUUCCAUCUGCACCGGGGGUGGGUUGGCAUACAGUGCUCAGGGACAGGAAUUUUUCACAGCUACAUGGUGAAAACGUUUAAGCAUAGACCGGGCCAAAGAAAAGCACUUGUCUGCAGAGUGGCACUGUGACUCUCAGUGCAGUGCUCCGUCAUUGCACAACUACCCCCAGGUCUCCUUUUAACCAGCAAGUGGUGGACUGAGUUUGCACCCAGGCCCAGACUCCCCAGAGGUGUCCGUGACUCUGCUCGGUUAGGACUGAAGUUGGAGUCCUGUACUCAAGAGGGUGCUGUGGGUCUCACUCUGUGGAAAGCUGCUGCAGGAGCAUACACUGUUGCAGUGUUAAUCAGGAGACUGGGUUGAAGUAGGGGUCCCCUGUGCAGACUCCUUCCUGCUUAUGCCCUUUUCCAGCACCAUCAGAUGCACUUUUUAGUAGUCAAGACAAGUGGGAGCUUAGAAUCCAUUCACUGUUCAGUGGAAGGGCUGGGAUCUGCAGUCCUGACCCCUUCCCAGAACUGGACCAUGGGGCUGGAGGUGUCCCUCUUUGGUUUGGUUCCAGCUCUGCUCCCUCCCGGGGCAGAAUGAAUGGCACUCAUCUCUGCAGGGACCUUGUAACCCAGAUGGAGGCCAGAUCAUACCCAACACCUUUCCCUCCCUCCUGUCCUAGCCAUGGUCAGCAACCCCUGGGAGAGUGGGGGGGGGGAGCGUGAAAUUGGAGCAUCCUUGAGGUGCUCGGUAUAUUGGCAGGUAGGGAGCAAUGUUGUACACCCCUCAGUGGGGCUGAGUAUAGUGCCUCCACAGCAUUCCCACCCCCAGCUGCCUUGGAAGGCAGAGACUGGCUGCAAAUCCAGGCUGGUGUCUCCUGCAUGGAGAGAACUGCCCCUAGCUGUCCUCAGGUGCAGGGUUGGGACUUGUCUCCUAUCUGCCAGCUGGUCCAGUAUGGGAUGUCCCCAAAUCUAGGUGUUCUGCCUCAUCACUCAUGAACAACUCCUGAACCACCAGACAAGCCCUUCAGGCUUCUCACCAUCCCACUUCUCCUUUUUUGCCUUGCACGGGGGUUUCCUUGCCCUGCAUUGGCCUCUAAUGUUGUAAUAUCCAGUAUAGGUCUCCUGGCAGCAGCACCCCAUGUUAGCUUUCCCAUGUGUCCCCCUCUUUCUCUCUGAUGCCCCUCACAACAGUACCCGUUGAGUCCCCCCAGAGCUCCCUCACAGCAUCCUUCCCUGCAGAGAGUGGUAGUACCCAGCCCUGACUGGGGCUUGCGGACCUUGUAGGAGGUUUGACGAGAGCCCCUCCCCCUUUAAUUGCUGGUUUUUGUGUUAACAGCCACUGCUCGGGGCACCCCCAGUCACUAUGGACACCUUUUUUAAAAGGCACUUCAGGAGGAAGGUGUCGUCGUUGGGUUCCCAGCGUGCCAGCGUUGUGUCAGUGCCCACUGGCAAAGCCAGGCGGCGCUCCAUGGUGGGCAUGCCCUCGGCCUCACUGGCACAGCGCCGCCGCAGGUCCAGUACCCAGCUGCAGAGCUUUUCCUGCCUGGGCUCCCCAGACAAGGGCAGCAUGAGCCCCCGGCGUCGCUCCAGCACCACCCCGCCCCACCUCAGCCCCAGGUUUGCUGUCCAGAAGAAGCGCGGGGGCCAGGUGCACACCAUCGAUACCCAACUCAUGGGCCCCUCCAUGCUACUGGCCAGCCUCAUCCAAGUAAGCGAGGCAGAGGAAGGGAGGCGGAUGGCCUGUGCCGAAGGCUCUGGAUCCGAGUCGCCCUGGGAGGAGCUAAAGGAGGGCUGUGGCAGGGAGGAGACUGUCGCCUCAGGAGCCAGGUUGGAUCGGCGUGAGCUGCAGGCUAAGCUUCCCCCAAGGAGCAGGAGCCCUACCCUGCACCCUAUCGGCAUGAGGUCUCUCCUGCGAGCUCCAGGCUGCCUGCGCCGCCGCUCCACCCACCUCCUGCCUGCAGAUUUUGUGUACAGCAAGGCAGCCUGCGGGCUGCAGGGCUAUUACCGACGCCUCAGCCAGCCACGGCUCUCAGGGGAGAUCCCCAGGCCAGGCGCUCUGCUCCCACCAUGCAGAGCACGGCUGGUUGCCAAGAGAUGGAAGGUUCCUACUAGAGCCAGGCGGCCAUCAGAAACCAUAUAUGAAUGCUUGGGAACUGAGCCUGCCUAUGGCAACUAUGCCAGUGCCUUCCCUAAAGCCUGGAGCCCCCAGCUGCUGAAAGCCAUCGCCAAGUCCGGCCUCCAGCACAUGGUAGCCCAGCCGAACCCCACACUAGCCCUGAGGAGUGAAUCAGAGAGGCAGAUCCGCAGCACUGUGGACUGGAGUGAAACUGCAAUCUACGGGGAGCACAUCUGGUUUGAGACCAGCGGCUCUGGGGAUUUCUGCUAUGUAGGGGAACAGAACUGUGUGGCCAAGAUGCUGCAGAAACCUCUGACCAGACGCAAGUGUGCAGCCUGCAAAAUUGUAGUGCAUACGCCCUGCAUAGAACAGCUGGAGAAAAUAAAUUUCCGCUGCAAACCUUCCUUCAGGGAGUCGGGAUCAAGGAACGUUCGGGAGCCCAUAGUCGUCCGGCAUCACUGGGUGCACCGGAGACGCCAGGAAGGGAAGUGCCGGCAGUGCGGAAAGGGUUUCCAGCAGAAGUUUGCCUUUCACAGCAAGGAGAUUGUAGCCAUCAGCUGUUCCUGGUGUAAACAAGCGUAUCACAGUAAGGUGUCGUGCUUCAUGCUGCAAUGCAUCGAGGAGCCGUGCUCGCUGGGGGCUCAUGCUGCUGUCGUCGUCCCGCCGACCUGGAUUCUGCGGGUCCGACGCCCCCAGAAUCCACUGAAGUCCAGUAAGAAAAAGAAGAGGACGUCGUUCAAGCGGAAAUCCAGCAAAAAGGGGGCAGAGGAGGGGCGAUGGAAACCCUUUGUCAUCAAGCCUACGCCAGCCCCACUCAUGAAGCCCCUGCUGGUGUUUGUGAACCCCAAGAGUGGUGGGAAUCAGGGAGCCAAGAUCAUCCAGUCCUUCAUGUGGUAUCUCAACCCACGACAAGUCUUUGAUCUCAACCAGGGCGGCCCCAAAGAGGCGCUGGAGAUGUAUCGGAAAGUGCACAACCUGCGGAUCCUGGCGUGUGGGGGGGAUGGCACGGUGGGGUGGAUCCUCUCCAUCCUGGACCAGUUACGUCUGAAUCCCCCUCCUCCUGUAGCCAUCCUCCCUCUGGGGACAGGGAAUGACCUGGCCAGGACUCUGAACUGGGGCGGGGGUUACACGGACGAGCCCUUGUCAAAGAUCCUCUCUCACGUGGAGGAGGGAAACAUUGUGCAGCUCGACCGCUGGAAUCUCCAGGUGGAGUCAAACUCCGAGGUGAACCCUGAGGAAAAAGACGAGACGGCCACAGACAAGCUUCCCCUCGAUGUCUUCAAUAACUAUUUCAGCCUCGGCUUUGAUGCUCGCGUGACACUCGAGUUCCACGAAUCUCGUGAGGCCAAUCCAGAGAAAUUUAACAGCCGGUUUCGGAAUAAAAUGUUCUAUGCUGGGACGGCGUUUUCCGACUUUCUUACGGGCAGCUCCAAAGACUUAGCGAAGCACGUCAAAGUGGUGUGUGAUGGGACAGACCUGACCCCCAAGAUCCAGGACCUGAAGCCCCAGUGCCUUGUCUUUCUGAACAUUCCGAGGUACUGUGCGGGCACCAUGCCCUGGGGCAACCCUGGGGAGCACCAUGACUUCGAGCCCCAGCGCCAUGACGAUGGCUGCAUUGAGGUCAUCGGCUUCACCAUGACAUCCCUGGCUGCCUUGCAGGUGGGUGGACAUGGAGAGCGGCUGCACCAGUGCCGGGAGGUGAUGCUCACCACAUCCAAGGCCAUUCCUAUGCAGGUGGACGGGGAGCCGUGCAAGCUGGCACCCUCCUGUAUUCACAUCUCCCUGCGCAACCAGGCCAAUAUGGUGCAGAAGACCAAGCGACGCAACUCCAUGCCCCUGCUCAAUGACCAGCAACCAGUGCCCGAGCGGCUGCGAAUCCGGGUGAACCGAAUCAGCAUGCAUGACUAUGAGGCACUUCACUACGACAAGGAGAAGCUCAAGGAAGCCUCUGUGCCCCUGGGGAUCAUUGUGGUUCCGGGAGAUAGUGACCUGGAGGUCUGUCGGACCCACAUCGAGAGGCUGCAGGAGGAUUUUCUUCCAUGCCCUUCUUCUUUACAGUGCCUGCUCCUUCAGGAAGGAGAUGGAGCCAAAUUAAAGACACUUUCAUCCCAGAAGCUGUCUCCCAAGUGGUGUUUCUUAGACUCAACUACAGCUGAUCGGUUUUACAGGAUAGACCGCGCACAGGAGCACCUCAACUACGUGACGGAGAUCUCCCAGGACGACCUCUUUGUGCUGGACCCGGAGCUGGUGAUCACCCAGACCGUGGGCACCUCGCCCGCCAUGCCUGACCUCGUUGACUCGUCCUCCACACCCACAGGGCACCAUUUUGCUUUCCCUUCUUCCUCAUCCUCUCCACCCUCCUCACCAGCCCUCAGCUCAGAAGCAGGGGGCUGCCCCUGCCGUGAAGAUAACGCCUUGAUAGCUGCUGCCAAAAGUAAUGAUUUCCAGAAGUUCCGAGAGCUGCACCAGGUGGGAGGGGACCUGAUGAUGCGAGACUCCUCAGGUCAGACCGUGCUACACCAUGCUGUCAAAUCGGGGAGCAAGGAGAUUGUCAAGUACGUCAUUGAGAAUGCCCCUGCAGAGAUCCUUGAUGCGACAGAAGAAGAGAAUGGUGAGACAAGCUUGCAUCAGGCGGCCGCUCUGCGCCAGCGCACUAUCUGCCACUACAUUGUGGAGGCUGGGGCUUCACUCAUGAAAACAGACCUGCAGGGAGACACCCCCAAGCACAGAGCCGAGAAGGCCAACGACCCUGACCUGGCUGCCUACCUCGAAAAUCGACAGCACUACCAGAUGAUCCAGCGGGAGGAUCAGGAGACAGCUGUGUAGUGCUCAGUGUGCCUUACCCCGCGGUCCUGCCAGUGCGGGCAGGACAGGAGGGCGACUGCCAUGCUGCAGGUCCGGCCCAGCCCUUCCCGGAUCUCUACUUAGUCCCAGAGGAGGGGGAAGAGGUGGCAGCAGCUCUGACCCAGGCCUGGCUGAAGCUGUAUUCAUUUGUAUGGUGGACAUUUGGGACUCAGAGCCUGGCUCGCUCUCCCCCGCCAUCUCCCACCACAUUCCAUACACCCUGCACUGGAUGGAUCUGCUCCGGCAGCUCUCCCACCCGCGCACCCUACAGGAGCCAGCUCCACAGCUGGGGAGAGAUGGAGCCUCUGUGCUGCCCCUGUAAGUGGGAGUUAGUGAUGACUGGUGCCCUCUCAACAGACUCAGUAGCCCUUGUGGGCUCUUGUUGUUCAGCCUCCACCUGCCUGCCCCAGUCAUGGCUCCAUGUGCUGCCUUUCCACUGGACUCAUCGCCACUAGUACCACCCCUACCCACCCUCAGGAGCCUACCCCCAGAACCUGCCCACACCACUCCCUGGGUCAGCCACAGGGGGUCACCAGAGAGCAGCCCGGCUCCUGCAGUGGCACUAGCUCUGCUGUCCAGACUGCAGAAUAAUUGGGGAUGUUUUGGGGCCUGGGACAAGUUGACUGCUAUCCAGUUGACAUACCACCUCCUACUCCUACUUCCUCCCUUUGCCCUGAGUCUCUCUGCCCCCGACAGCUGGAGGGGACCCCUGGCAUGUCCAGUGGAGCCAUGCCCAUAAAUCUGCCCUGAGUUCCAAGCAAGCUGUCUGCUUCUUGAAACUGGACCCAGGUGCCACAACAAAAUUUCAGCCAUGUGCCCGGGUCUCCCAUGCUUCCUCCUCCUGGCACUCCCCCCACUCUUUCCUGAUUCCUCUCCCCAACUUCAUCCGCUGCCUCCCCUUCCUUCACAUGUGUUUCUAAUUUGCUGAACACCAGCAUGCUUGAAGUGUGGAUAAAAAAAUGUGCUGCUUACGCAGCAGGGAGGCUGCCAGGCUGAGGAGGGAGCUUGUAUCUAACCUUAGUACAGGGUUCCUGCCGCGCCAGCACCCGCAUUGGAAACACUUGCCCUGAACCCUUUCAGCAUUGGGGAGGCCUCUUGUGUUUGGAGUGUGCCAUAGACCAGAUACUCCCGUACCGAGAGUCCCAGGGAGCCAGAUCCAGCAUCUGGUACGAGCACCCCAGGGCCUAAGAGCUACAGCUCCUAGAGGUAAGGGAUAGAUGAGACCCUGUCUAGCCCUCUGGCCCCAUGGCCAGGGCAGGAGUAGUCCCUACAGUCUAUUCCCAGGGCUUUGCCCAAGCAGUAGGGCUCGCACGCCAGGCCCCUAUCAGCAUGGUUCACAAGAUGCAGCCUGUCCCCCUUUGCCGAGCUCUCCCUACUCCUCCACCUUGCUCCCUGCGGGGCCCUGCAUAAUUCCACCCACUGUCUGGGCCGGGGCCCCCAGUUCUCUGUGUGUGGCCCCUCCUGUCUGCCCUGAGCUGCUUGGAGCUCCGUGCUCACCCAGCACCGCGCGCCUGCCCCAUUGCUGUCACUUCAUUUGCCUUCAUUUCAACAGAUACACAAAUAAAGAAGGGGAGGGGGAGCUACCUCCCUGCAAUGGCCCCGAUCCCAGGCAGAGGCAGUGCAGUCUGCCCCAAACAUUCCAGAACAAUGAGGCUCCCUCCUCUGCCUCGGGGGGAGCUCUCAUCCUGGGACCUGGGAGACUUAUCAAGCAGGUAGCCAGCUGGCCUGCACUUGGCUUUGUGCUGGGGUGGGUGCAGCAGCCUUAAAUAGUCCAGGGCUGUUUGGGGUGUGACCCUUCACACUGCGCCAGUGUCUGACCCUGCCAGAGCACGGGAGCUGGGAGCUGGCUGAAGGAGGGCAGGCUGUUACCAGGCCUGUCCGGACCAGAACUUGAGUAGUUCAGGGGUGAAUCUGGUGUGGAGCACAAGUAGUGAAAGAUGAAGGCUCAGUGGGUCAUGUUGUACCCUGAAGCAGCCAGGAGGUGACUGCCUUCUGGUGAGUCCAUCUCAGCCUUGGGUUCCUAGGCGGCUCUGAGAAACAAGGCACCAGGGAGCUCCACUUGCCCAGCAGGUCUUUGACCACUGGGGCUGUGGGAGCCUGUGCUCGAAGCUCAGGGAGAGGGGCUGGUGUUCCUUAGCACCCUUCUGUUUUGUUUACAGAGGGCGGGAACCUGCUUUUUAGUUUGUUUUCAGUAGCUAAUUGUACCUGGCAUGGGUGGAAGGAGAGCAGGAUUGGGGCCAGGAAGGCCCUGGAUCCACUUCUCCCCCCUCCCCCCUAUUAUUCCUGUUGGGGUGGAGCUUAUGUCUUUGGGGGCUGCUCUGGUACAGAACUGGUUGCUGUGAUCUGUCCUAAUUAACCUGCUGUAUCAGUACUAUGAUGACAGGGGUGUUGGGUCUCUGCUGCUGCCAGGGAUUCCCCCUCCUGUGCUGUGUGCCCAUCCUCUGCAUGGUCUUGACUGACACCCACCCACCCCCUAGGUGAAGAUAGAACCAUAUGGUGAAAACCAACACACGCCUGGCCACCACAGGCACAAUCAUUGAUGAGUUGCAAGCCAGAUGCCCCCAGUUCUGAGGCAGAGGGAGGAUUUGGAUCUGCAGGAGAUGUAUGGGACACCAGCAAACAACCAGCACAUGUUCUGGUGGGGGGGGGGAGGCGGCGGGGGAGGGGAACAGGACUUUCUUGCAUCCAGCCGUGCCCUGGGGCACAAAGGGGCCAGAGUGACCCAUCUCUCCAGAUGCUUGCGGGAGGGGGAAUGGCAGUUUACCAAGCUUGUACCCAGCAUCCAUAAAGUGAGUGCUGCUCUCCUAUGCAGGAGCGCAGCAGCCCCUGGGAACUGAAGGCCCUGGCUUGCACUGUGGGCAAGCUGUUUGGGUCAGGUGGGCCAUCAUGGGCCUGCCGUUGUGCAUUAAAGAGGAAGGUGAUUCUGAACCAGUUUAGGCUGUUGGUCAUGUGCUGGGCACCAUGGAGGAUGCUGCCUGAUGGAUGGAUCUCCAUGUCCAUCUCUCUCACACAUGCAGAGGGUCAGGGUAAAGGGCCUCAUCAUCCAGCUAUGGCUGCUCAUUAGCCAACAGCAGGACAGACACUAUGUCUCUUUAAUGGCACAAAUUGCUCGCUCUCUGCUGGGACACUGAGCCUGGCCUGGAAGCAUUUACACCCUGAGCCCAUCCUCUCGUUCCCCGUUUUGUACGCACUCUUAGUCUUUGUACAGGUAGUUCAAACACACGCUGACCACUUCCCCCGUGUGUGUGUGUGUGUGUGCGCGCGCCCAUGAGCUGAGUUGCUGUGCAAUUCCAAGCCUGGCUUGUUUUUAUGUAAGGAGGAGAGUAUUUUGUAAUACUGGAGGGUGGAGAUUCUGUGCAAUGCCCGGUUCCUGUCUCCUAGACUCAUUAGGACUGUAUAUUUGUAACUCUGUUGGGACUGCAGCUCUGGCAGGCCGAGUGCUUGGGCAGCAGCCUGUGUUCCCAUCGCUUUUCAUCUUUGACAGUUUGGAUGUUGUCGUUUCUUGCCAUUAAAAUAAAAAGAUGAACAUUUUACUGAC